Monosiga brevicollis MX1 is the source of this 4698-nucleotide messenger RNA. RefSeq lists its product as uncharacterized. Lineage: Eukaryota; Choanoflagellata; Craspedida; Salpingoecidae. Gene Ontology annotation, molecular function: protein binding; guanyl-nucleotide exchange factor activity. Gene Ontology annotation, cellular component: plasma membrane. Bases 1 to 4698 code for a protein of 1565 amino acids. Gene Ontology annotation, biological process: Ras protein signal transduction; positive regulation of GTPase activity. The record is from RefSeq and is a predicted model, not a curated record. The transcript is spliced from 6 exons.
AUGGUCUCCAUGGCCUUUUGGGCAAACCAGCCAUCAACAGAUGCUUCGCAGGCCUUGGUCGAGGCCUGCAUAUCCGGUGACAUCGUGCAACUUGCCGCCGGGGCCAACGGCUAUUUGCCAGCAGAAACCCAAGCCAUCCGCGAUGCCCUGGGCAAUUCGCUGCUGCACAUGGCCGCCAUUCGCGGCCAUCGUGGCAUUUGCAUGCAGCUGAUCCUGCCAGGCCAUUUUCCCGUGCACCUUCGCAAUCACAGGGGGCACACAGCUCUCGAUGAGGCCCUUUUACACGGGCACCAAGACCUGCUUUACCUCCUCUCUCGACAGGCCUCCAUUAGUACCAAGUACAGAUUCACUCUUUCUGCACUCCACAGGGCUCUGACAGUGGCAGCUACCGGCCCCGGCCGCGCUGUUCACUAUCCGGAGAACACGGCGGACCACCUGCUUCGUGCGCUGUCGUGUGCUGCCAAUCCAGGCAUGCUAGAACUAGCCAUUGAGGAUGCCCUAUCAGCCAUGCGAACAGCGCACAAUAACCUUUCACCAAACGCCGAUGCCAUCUCCUCAGGCCGCUCUCGCUCCUCAUCACAAAACCAAUCAUCUGGGUCCCCACGCUCCAAUCAGUGGUUUGGGCGUCGACGACGCGCGCGCUUUAGUUCAGAUCCCAUUGAACUAGAUCCUGGCGCAGCCACCACCGCCACAGCGAUGCCCGGGCCCAACCGAACGCGCAAGAACAAGGACAAUCGCUCGCGUAGCCGAAGCGUCAAUCCUCAAGAUGCUGUCACAUCUGCCCCCACCUACAAAAGCGCUGAUUCGACAGCCAAAGCAGCCGUCGCGACUCCAACCUCCACGCCGACCCCUGGCGUCAACGACUCUCUGCUUCGUGUCCGUCACGGUGAUCUGAUCGUCAAGCUCUUGGAUGCGCGAAAUGAUUUGGAGUUCAUCGUCGUCGGUGGCUCCAAGCAACGCCUGCUGUCCCUACUCUUGCAGGGUCAAAGCCUCGGGGACACCAACUAUAUUCGUGACUUCUUCAUGUGCUUUCGCAUGUUCAUUUCUUCCACGGAAGUCUUCCAAUUUCUCUACCAACACGUGGCAGACCACCCGACAGAUCGUGAUCUUGUGACCAAGUUGCUUUGCGUUUGGUCUCAAGGCUACCACGACCCGCCGCACGCCACUGAUUACGGUUUCAAUCGCGACGCUGGCCUCGUCAAGGUCAUGUACCAGUUUGCUCAGUGCUUGCCGGACACUUGCACCUGGAAAAGUCACCUCAAGCUCAACCUGUCACCUGCACCCAGCCGCAAAGUGGAGGACUGGCAACCAGGCGCCACCAUCCCGCUCUAUAUUGAGAUUACCAAACCCGGGGGUCAUCGCACGGACAUGCAGUUCGAGUUGGAACCCGAGCGCACUCUUGCAGAUGUCAAGGUUCAGGUUUGCCGCGAGGAUCUUGAGCAGGCCAAUCGCAACUAUCAGGGACACCUCGGUGCUGAACAAUAUUCGGGCGGCCACCUGAUGACCAUCGAUGCCCACUCUUAUCGCUUUCGCUGCCCAGGCUUUGCCCUCGCCAUCUCCGAUACCCUGCAUCCCCACGAGCUGCGCCUAUCCCGCGUGCUCCUUGUACCGGAACGAAGCGUCGGCCCCUGCUACCACCAGGAAAUCAAUGUUGACUUGAUCUGUGACGUCAUGACCAAGCUAGACCACGAAGACUUUUGCCACAUUGACGCGGUCAACCUGCUUCAGGAAAAUUGGCGCAAGGGUGAAAAUCGCGACGAAAUGCUCGUCAACCGCAUCACGCAACGCUUCAAUCAAUUCAACAACUGGGUCCUCACCAUUCUUCUCACCGAGCCAGAUGUGCGCGAGCGCGCACAGAACUUGGAGAAGCUCAUCCAGCUGAUUGACCGUUUCGACGAGAAUCAAAACUUGCACGGCGUCUUUGCCGUCAUUUCUGCCCUCUCGCACCCUGCUGUGCGCCGUCUUGUGCGUACUUGGGAACUGGUGGGUGACACGUGGCGCUUCUACUUUAAUACGAUGGAGAAGCUGCUGAGCCCCUCGGACAAUCGCGCCAAGUACCGUUCGCGGCUCAAGGGCUUCUUUUCUGCCGGCACGGUCCGGCAGCCAGCCUAUGGCUUUGCCACUAGUCGUCGUUGCCAGCUCCCGACCAUGCCAUUUGUGGGCAUCUUCUGCCAGGACGUUCUGUUUUGCGAACAAGGCAACCCGGACCGCAUCAAGCUCUCCGUUGCCGAGCCAGACAUUCCGUCUGAGAACGAUCAGGAACUGAUUCAUUUUUACAAGCAUCGUGCGGUUGGCAAGCUGCUGGAACACUUGCGCGAAUUUCAGCGCACCCCCUACACCGUGUCCCACUUGCCUCUGGCUACGCCGCAGAAUCUGACCAUCGCGCGGUGGUUCUUGCAACACCAAAAGUCCAUCUCCCGUAGUGAGUGCAUGAAUAUUAGUUUGAAACUGGAAGAGCCCAGCAGCAGGGACGAAGAUGCCGACUCGGGACAGAUUGACUUUAUGUCUGGCAAGAACACAUCGCACGUCGUCAACUUGGACGAGAUUAACGAACCCAAGAGCAGCCGUCGAGUUCGCCAAAAUAGCCUGCGCAGCUCGGGCCGUUAUGCUACGCUGAGCCCAUCCACAAGCAUGCCGCAACGCGAGGCGACUGCGCGUUUUCUCGCUGGCUUCGCAGUCAAGGAUGACUUGAUGGCUGAUCCGCAGCAGCUGCGGGCCCGAGUUCUACAGCUGCAACAAUCAGCCAUGGCCCUCAACGCUCAAAAGCUUUUUGUGACGUGCGACAUCGUUGAAAAUCGCGUGUACAUGGUCGUGCCCACCACGCAUGCCAUUGUCAUGUCUCGGCCUUUGCAGCAAAUAGAGGCCGUUGUCAUCAUGGUGGACGAAGAAAUGUUUUAUCUUGUGUCGAAGAAUGAGCAGGAUCAGCGCGAGUGCCAUGUCUUCACGACUGAAGGUCAUGAUUCGUUUGAACUUGUGAUGUACCUCCAAAAAACGUUUCAGCGCUGGGUGGAGCAUACUCGUGAGGCCCGCGAUCGAGCCAUGGCCAAGCUCACAAACUUGGAUCACCCCGUCCCCAACGGAGCCUUCGUCCUACGGCCCUCCACCUCACAACCGGGCUGCUUUGCCUUGUCCGUGAAGUUCAAUGAUCAAGUGACACAUUACCUGGUCGAACGCUUGACGGAUGGCAAGUUUAGCUUCAAAGACUCUGACCGCGCAUUUUUAACCCUGCGCGACCUCAUUGUGCACUACUGCAUCUUCCCCACCGAAUUGCCUUUUCGAUUGACGCCCACAGAUUCGGCAUUUUUGACGGAGGAAUGCCCUCGCUUUGCCAGCAACGCCUUGCCAGUGGUAGAUGACGACGACGAGUUGAAUCACCAGCCAUGGUUCUUUGGUGACAUCUCCCGAGCCGAAGCUGAGGCUCAACUGUCAAAGCACUCCCGUCCGGGCCUGUUUCUUGUUCGAACCAGUAGCACGGGCAAGGACAAUUUUGCGCUUUCUUUCCUUGAUGACGAGUGCGUCAUCACCCACGUGCUCAUCACCUUCGUCGAUGAUUUGGGAUUCUGCCUUGAUGGCAAGCCCUGUGCUGAUACACUCUUUGACUUGGUCAAGAUUUGCAGCACUCCGGAACAGGACUGGCUACCUUGCCCGCUGCUCAUGCCAUGCCCUUCUCCGGCGCUCGUACACGCACCGGCAGUGGAAACGCUACGCGUCGCUUCGGAUUCCAUGGGACGCGAAUCUGCUCUCCAGAGCAGCGAUGGUGAUAACGAUUCCAUUCGCAGCGGGGUAAGCACUGGGCGCAAGAAAAAUUUUAUUCGCCGCGUGCUACAUAACUACGUGAUGUUGCCUUUGAAGAAUCGCGACUCGGUUGCCGCUAUCAGCGUGGAAGAUGUGGACAUGGGGGCGCUCGACAAGUCUAACAAUGCCCAUCAAGAAGGCCACGACGCAUCAACAAACAGCAAACUUCCGAUUCCUCAGGUCUACUCGCGCCUUUCGCCGGUUAUCUUGGCUCAAGUUAGCCCCCUUGUGCGACGCACGGGCUCCGCCUUGGCCAAGAACGAGCAGGCUGCUUCUCAUUACAGCAGCGCCCAUGCCGUCUGUGUCCAGUUGGCCCAACACACCCUAAACUCUGGCCCUUCACAGCGCUCGUUGGAAUCCCAACGCACUGAGCAGAGUCCUUCACAGCGCUCGCAAAGCUCACUGAGCACUGUGCUGAGUCCCUCUCCUCGCCCCGCUCAUUCCAAUAAUCAUGCUCAGGGUGGGUCAAGCCCCCACACGCACCUGUCGACACCCACCCGGAGCUCAGGCAUGCCUGCACAGACCUCCAAUGGCGUGCAGGAUGGCGCACAAGCUCCUGGCAGCGGUGGACGUGCCGUACACAACGCGUCUCCAUCCAACGCGCAUCGCCGUAUUCAACACAACAACGGCGCUGCCCCUGGACUUCCGGAACACUCCAUUCACAAACAGGUGGCACUUGGCGGCUUGGGGCGGCAUACGGAUAGCGCAGGCACUGAUGACUCGGGGGGCUCCGCGCACCGUGUUCCCGGUGUGGCACUUGACAACAUUACGGAAGUUGACUCAAAUCGGCCAAGCCCCCGUGCAUCAGUAACACCCGAGGUCGCGCAGCAGCUGGCAUUGAACCGACGAGCCACCAUCAACCGCAUCAAAAAGGGGAAGAUCUCGCUCUCUUCAGUCGUAUGA